Molecule: messenger RNA, 4836 nt
Organism: Eimeria mitis
Lineage: Eukaryota; Apicomplexa; Conoidasida; Eucoccidiorida; Eimeriidae
Exons: 9
Coding region: 1-4836 (1611 amino acids)
Biological process (GO): chromatin remodeling; regulation of DNA-templated transcription
Cellular component (GO): nucleus; chromatin
Source: RefSeq, a predicted model, not a curated record
AUGAGGCCUCUUCUAGCAGCAGGCGGCCUCUAUCGGCUUCCGGGCUGCACCGUCGAGCUGCUGCAGCAGCAGCAACCAGCAGCAGCAGCAGCAGCAACAGCAGCAGCAGCAGCAGCAGCAGCAGCAGCAGGAGAGGGUUCAGCUGAGCAGGAGGAGCGUGAGGCUUGCUGCUCCCGUGUGUCUGCACAGCUGCAGCCAAGCGAGGAAUCAUCAUCAUCAGCAGCAGCAGCAGCAACAGCAGCAGCAGCAGCUUGUUGUAAAGGUGUUGCAGCAGAUUGCUGCGAAUGGCAGCAGCGCGAAGCAGCAGCAGCAGCAGCAGCAGAAGCAGCAGCAUUUAUUCUAUCGGAUUCAACUGCCUUUAUAGCUUCUCCUCUCCCCGGCAAAGAGGGGGUCCUACGCCUCACCCCCAGCAGCAGCAGCAGCAGCAGCAGCACCCCCACCACCCCCAUCACCACCCCCACCAGCAGCAGCAGCAGCAGCAGCAGCAGCAGCAGCAGCAGCAGCAUGGUGCUGAGCAUAAGAACAGCAGCAGUGCAGUCUGUGCAUAUAUUUGGUUUACCGCAAUUUUUGUUUUUCGCAAAAAAAAUUUUUGCGCCGAUUUUAUUGCGAAGCGAAAAAGGAGAACAAAUAUUAACUCCAAAUAACAUAAACAUCGACUUGUUCGUAUCUCAUCCUUCUGUUCUCUCUGCUUCUGUGGUUAUGGGGGCCCCCCAGGGGGGCCCCCACCAGGGCCACCAGGGGGCCCCCGGGGGCCCCCUGGGGGCCCCUGUUCCUGCUGCAGUAGUGGUGGAGGGGAGGCAGCAAGGGUGCAGCUCGUUGUGUGUUGAGCUGCAGCAGGAAGCAUCUCAGCGUUUGCUGCUGCUGCGUUCUUGUUACCGUGUGUGUGUUGCUGCUGCUGAUGGAUUGCUGCUGCAGCCUCCUGCUGCUGCUGUGCUGCCUGGAGCCUCAAUUCCGCUGCUUGCUGCUGCUGCUCUUCCUGCUGCUGCUCUUGCUGCAGCAGAUGCAGCAUUGCGGCUGCAGCUGGCCUUCAAAGCUGCGCCUCUUUUCAGGGCGUUGCGGGCGUGGCAAGGAUACACUGCAGCAGCAGCAGCAGCAGCAGCAGCAGCACAUGCCUCCAUUCCGCUGCUUGCUGCUGCUGCUCUUCCUGCUGCUGCUCUUGCUGCAGCAGAUGCAGCACUGCGGCUGCAGCUGGCCUUCAAAGCUGCGCCCCUUUUCAGGGCGUUGCGGGCGUGGCAAGGAUACACUGCAGCAGCAGCAGCAGCAGCAGCAGCAGCACAACCAGCAGCAGCAGCAGCAGCAGCAGCAGCAGAGCUGGGGGCCUCUUGCAUGCCCCAGGAGACGCUCGCGCUGCUGCUGCUGCCGCGGCUGCAGCAGCCCCUGCAGCGGCAGCUGCAGUAUCUUCUUAUAGACGCAGCGCAGCAGAACACAGCAGCAGCAGCAGCAGCAGCAGCAGCAGGAGGAGCAGCAACUCCGUUCCCCCUUGCAGUCAGCAUCCCUGUGGCGAGGCCUAGCAGCAGACUGGCGCGAGUCGCAGCAAGCAGCAGAUAUGCUGCUGCAGCAGCAAACAGCAGCAGCAAUCACCAGCAGCAGCAGCAGCAGCAGCUGCAGCAGCAGCAACUGCUGCUGCCCCUCUUGGCGGUUCCCUCUCGCUGCCUUCCUCUCCUGGAAGUAUGGCUUCGGCGGCCUCUCCAUAACCAGCAGCAGCAGCAGCAACAGCAGCAGCAGCCAGCAGCAGGAGCAGCAACUCCGUUCCCCCUUGCAGUCAGCAUCCGUAGCUUUAGGCUGCUGCAGCAACGCCCAGCAGCAGCAGCAGCAGCAGCAGCAGCAGCAGCAGCAGAAAGACAUAAAUACAAAUCCUCGUAUUUGUGUGCAGCAGAAGAAAACGAAGAAGACGAUUUGCUGCUGGUUGUGGAUAUUCAGAUUCACAACCUAGCAGCAGCAGCAGCAGCUGCUGCUGCUGCUGCUGCAGCGGUGACAAGCAGCAGCGAAACUGCAGCAGCAGCAGCAGUAGCAGCAAGAGCAGCAGCAACUCUAGACGCACCGCCUGCUGCUUGGAGGGUUGAUGGUGUGCUGCUGCUGCUGCUGCAGCUGUGGCGAGGCCUAGCAGCAGACUGGCGCGAGUCGCAGCAAGCAGCAGAUAUGCUGCUGCAGCAGCAAACAGCAGCAGCAAUCACCAGCAGCAGCAGCAGCAGCAGCAGCUGCGGCAGCAGCAGCAACUGCUGCUGCCCCUCUUGGCGGUUCCCUCUCGCUGCCUUCAUCUCCUGGAAGUAUGGCUUCGGCGGCCUCUCCAUAACCAGCAGCAGCAGCAGCAACAGCAGCAGCAGCAGCAGCAACAGCAGCAGCAGCAGCAGCAGCAGCUGUUUCGGGCUGAGCAGCGUGCAGUCUUCGGACCCCUCUUCGUUUGUUGUUGUGGGCCUCGCCGAUUGCCUAUCAGGGAGAGGAGGAGCUGUUGCUGCUUUUGCUGCUAAGCCAGCAGCAGAAGUGCUGCUGCUGCAGCACGGCAUCCCGUUUGCUGCUGUGCAUAUCGUAGACACAGCAGCACCAGCAGCAGCAGCAGCAGCAGCAGCAGCAGCAGCAGCAGCAGCAGCUAAAACAAGAACAGCAGCAGCAGCAACAGCAGGAACUCGACAGUUCCGCCUCCUGGCAAAAGCAGCUUGUGAAGGUUCACCCUCCACAUGGCUGCAGCAGCAGCAGCAGCAGCAGCAGCAGCAGCAACAGCAGCAGCAGCAGCUGCAGCAGCAGCAGCAGCAGCAACAGUGGAUGGAUGCUGAGGAGUUGUCGCUGCCGCAUUGCCCCGCACUGAAGGCGGGGGCUUGUGAAGGUUCACCCUCCACAUGGCUGCAGCAGCAGCAGCAGCAGCAGCAACAGCAGCAGCAGCUGCUGCAGCAGCAGCAGCAGCAGCAGCAGUGGAUGGAUGCUGAGGAGUUGUCGCUGCCGCAUUGCCCCGCACUGAAGGCGGGGGGUUCGUUGGUUCUGUCUUUCCGGCUGCAGACCCUCACCCCUCUCAAGCAGCAGCAGCAGCAGCAGCAGCAGCAGCAGCAGCUGCAGCAGCAGCAGCAGCAGCAGCAGCAAGAGUGGCGUGAGAUAGAGUUUGUCUCUCCUCUCUUCAACUCGCGCUUGUCGCUGGGCUGCAGCAUAGCUGACGGUGUCUUGGGGCUGCUGUAUACAGCAGCAACCACCUUUCUCCCUAUACCUGAGCAGCAGCAGCAGCAGCAGCAGCAGCAGCAGCAGCAGUUGGUGCUGCUGCAGCAGCAGCAGCAAGUGCAGCAGCAAUACAGGGGCCUGCUGCGCCCCUCAGCAGCACCUGUCUGCACCCUGCGGGAGCGCAAGCGACUGACUGUGCAGGAGGUGCUGCAUGCACUGCAGCAGCAGCAGCAGCAGCAGCAGCAGCAGCAGCAGAGCGGAGAUGUGGGGGGCUGGCGGGGGGCCUCGGGUUUAGCUGAGGCGGCUUUGCCCCCGCACUGCGUGGAACAGCAGCAGCAGCAGCAGCAGAGUGGAGAUGUGGGGGGCUGGCGGGGGGCCUCGGGUUUAGCUGAGGCGGCUUUGCCCCCGCACUGCGUGGAGCUGCUGCUGGAGCAGCAGCAGCAGCAGCAGCAGCAGCAACUGCAGCAGCAGCAAGUGCAGCAGCAGCAAGUGCAGCAGGAGGUGUUCUGGCAGCAGUGCAUGCGGUGGCCCGUGAGGCCCCCCCUUCGUGUGCUUGCGGAUGAGGGGGCCCCUGAGCUGCUGCUUGCUGCUGACGGUGUGCUGCCCGGUGCUGCUGCUGCUGCUGCUGCUGCUGCUGCUGGUGCUGAUGCACUCAUCCGCAUCAAGCCAGCAACACAGACACUGAAGUUCAAGCUCUUUACGAGCAGCAGCAGCAUCAGCAGCAGCAGCAGCAGCAGGGGUGGCGAUAGACUUGUAGCAGUUACCUCCCCCCCCCGCAGCAGCAGCAGCAGCAGCAGCAGCAGCAGCAGCAGCAGCAGCAGCAGCAGGUGGCCUAUAGAGCUGCAUCUGUUCCCCUUGCUGAGCUCCUCUUUGCCUAGGAUAGAUAUAUCUACGGGGGCCUUCAUAGUCGAGCCCGUGCGUCAGGGGCCCCUUCUCACUCUGCGCAUAACCCCAGCAGCAGCAGCAGCAGCAGCAGCAGCUGGGGAUGCUGCUGCUGCUGCUGCUGCUGCUGCUGAUGGCAGCGUGCUGCUGGAGUGGGUUGCGCCUGAACAAACAGAAAUUACAAUAGAAGAGACAGAAACAAACACGAGGCUGUUGCUGCUGCUGCAGAGCUCAGCUGGGCGCGCAGCACAUAGGUCUGCUGCUGCUGCUGCAGCAGCAGCAGCAGCAGCAGCAGGAGCAGCAGCAGCAGCAGCAGCAGGAGAGGAAGAAGAAGAAAUGCCGCGGUUCUUUGAAACUGCAGCACCGCCACUGCUGCUGUUUGCUGCUGUCUUAUGUAUAGCUGCUGCUACUCUGUGGAUCUGCUGCUGCUCUGUUGGCUCUCGUGGUGAUGCUCGUGCUGCUGCUGCUGCUGCAGCAGCAGCAGCAGCAGCACCAGCAGCAGCAAGUAACGAAUCGAAGCUAUACAGCAGCAGCCCAGCAGCAGAUAUGAAACUACAGUACUCUCAGGCCUCACUAAGGGCAAGGAAGGGGUUCUGCUUGGAUCCCCCUGCUGCUGCUGCUGCUGCUCCUGCUGCAGCAGCAGCAGCAGCAGCUGCUGCUGCUGCUGCAUAUACACUGCAGCCAAACGGAGAGUGGCGCCCACAAAGACAGCUGCUUGCUAUACACUGCAGCCAAACGGAGAGUGGCGCCCCCAAAGACAGCUACUUGCUGCUGCUGCUGCAGCAGGGGAUGGGGGGCCCCCUGAUAUGA